This is a messenger RNA of Xiphophorus maculatus (southern platyfish), 6613 nucleotides long. RefSeq lists its product as uncharacterized. Gene Ontology annotation, biological process: DNA integration. The transcript has 2 exons. Gene Ontology annotation, molecular function: nucleic acid binding; zinc ion binding. Lineage: Eukaryota; Metazoa; Chordata; Actinopteri; Cyprinodontiformes; Poeciliidae. Bases 449 to 5728 code for a protein of 1759 amino acids. The record is from RefSeq and is a predicted model, not a curated record.
AAAACCUCCCCAUGGAUCAAGUAAGGAACCAACUCGUGGACUAAAAGGAAUAAUCCCGCAUUAAUGGACAUGUUGGAUGUAUGGAUCUCAAGGAUUACCAUCAAACAAAAAGUUUUGGAUCGUCGUUGAAAUCAAGCGUCAGGCCUGGAUCGACACGUCACUCAUUCAUCAAGCUGGUACGUGGCAAUAUUGUUCAAGCCGUAAAGGAAAACGGUGAAACUAUUGGAGUUUAAAGACAUUAUUUCACUGCAAAGACUGAUGAGAUGAGUUUGAUGUGACAAGUUGACGCUUAAUUGGAUAAAGACGUGUGCCGACGCCCAUCAUGGAAAUGUUUGUUCACACGAAUCAACCUCUUUAAACAAAGAGACACGUUUGUGCUUUGUCCUGUGGAUUCCUUGUGGAUUAUGCUGCUUUUAAAUGUUUGAAAUAAUUCAAAGAAUCGCUAAAAAUGUCUGAUGUAAAGAGCAUAAAGAGCAAAGAGGAUGACACUCAGAUGUCGCGAGAGAAAAGAAACAUCAAAUUCACACCAAAGGGUUUGGAGUUUUACAUAAAAACAUGUCAAGAAAAACGAAGUUUAAAGUGUCAACAAGCUUCAAAAUUAGUGGAGAAAAUUUCCGCAUUAAUGACGUCACAAGAAAAUGUUAAGAAAGUGUCUUCUGACUUUGUCAAGUUUAUUAAAUGUUAUCAAGAUGCAACCGAUUUACAUGAAUCCUUUUUAAGCUUGCCAUUACCAGAAGAAGAAGUGAAAAGGCAAUCUGUGUAUUUUCAGUCCAAGGUGACGACAUUCUCUGAUUUUAUGGACAAUGUAAAGGUUUGGUUGCAUGAAGCAGGAGAUUCAUAUACUGAACGGAAAAAUAAUGUUGAUGAUGAUCAGGUUGCAGAUCUGGAUGAAAUAAAUCCUGAAGACAGUGUCUCUAAUAUUUCAAGUGUAAAGCCACGUUCAAAAACAUCUUCACAGCAGUCUCGGACUUCAUCUACCUCUUCUGCACGCAUUAAAGCUGCGGCUGAAAAGGCAGCGCUCAUGGAGAGAUUGGCCGCGUUGGACAAAAAACAUCUGAUCGAAGCUCAAGAGGAAAAACUGAGAAAAGAAAAGGAAAAACUGAGAAAAGAGAAGGAAAAAUUUGACUUGGAAACAGAGUUGGCAGCAACUAAUGCAAAACUUCAUGUUUUGAACAUAAACUCAGUUGCUAGUUCUCAACGAUCUGAUGGAAUGAACUCUUAUUUUGAAAGAGCCCAAGUAAAGGACACGCCUCUGCUAAAUCCUGGCGCUGAUGAGUUUGUUCCGAAAGAAAGAGCAAAUUUUUCAUCUGACUCUCCUGUCGUCAGACCUAAACAGAGGCAGAAACAACUUCAAAUGGAUCAGAUGAGAGUAAAAGUUGAUUCUUCAACUCAAGCAAUACAGCAAUUGCAAUCUCCCUCUUUGACUGAGAACUGUCAGAAUGAUAUUGUGAACAUCAUGCAGAGACAAAAUGACAUAACUGCCUUGCUUGUAAAACAAAACUUAUCGUCUGUUCUCCCAUCCAGAAACAUCCCUGUGUUUGAUGGUGACCCCCUGCAGUACAGAUCAUUUAUGAACGCCUUUGAAAACGGAGUGGAAGCUAAAACUGACAACUGGAACGACUGUUUGCACUUCUUAGAGCAGUUCACUAGGGGGCAGCCUAAAGAUUUGGUGCAUAGUUGUCAGCACUUACCUCCUGAUCAAGGUUAUUCCAAAGCCAAAUAUCUUCUUGAAGAACAUUUUGGAAAUGAAAAUAAAAUUGCUUCUGCAUAUAUGGAGAAAAUUAUGAGUUGGACACCAAUAAAAGGUGAUGAUGUGAAAAGUCUUCAGUCAUUCUCUCUUUUCCUUCAAGGAUGUUCAAAUUUAACACAACAAAUUGUUUAUAUGAAAGAAUUGGACUUACCUUCAAAUAUGAGAACGAUCGUCCUGAAACUUCCAUACAAACUGAGGGAAAAAUGGAGAGUUACUGCUUAUGAGCUGCAGGAACAAAAUGGCCACCGAGCAUUGUUUACUGAUCUGGUUGCUUUUAUAAUAAAAGAAGUAAAAAUAGCAUCAGAUCCAGUGUUUGGCAACAUCCAAGACCCACAAACUGGGGGCAACUCUAAAGUUUCAAGUUCCAGCAAGCAAAGGAAAAAAGGAAGCAGUUUUGCCACUAAUGUCAGCACAAUUCCAGAAGCCAGAACUCACUCAACUGAAAACAAGAUCAAGUCUACUGUUCUUCACAGCUGCUUGUUUUGUUUACAGAGAAAUCAUCUAUUGGAAAACUGUAUGCAGUUUAAAGCUAAAAUGCAUCGGGACAAGUUGACCUUCAUUAAACAAAAGGGGAUUUGUUUUGGUUGUCUGAAAGUUGGUCACACAAGCAAAGACUGCAGGAGUCGUUUGGAUUGCAACGUGUGUCACCAAAAGCAUCCAGAGGUUCUUCAUAUAGAGCAAAAGGAGCCAGGAGCCUCUUCAGAACAAACCCAACAGACAACAAGGUCUCAUGUCAACUUUUCAACUGCAACCACUCAAACAUGUGGGCAUAUUGGGGCCAGUCAUAAUGAUGAUGCUGUUUUUUCUAUUGUUGCAGUUAAAGUUAAAAGUCAAAAGAGCAACAAAGUUGUACAAACAUAUGCAUUUCUUGAUCCAGGAAGUUCAGGUACGUUCUGUACAGAAACUCUGGCAAAAAGUCUGAACUUAAAGGGCAAAAGGACAAAUAUUCUGCUGAGAACAAUGAAUCAAAAUAAGAUUGUUAAUGUACAAGUUUUGUCUGGUUUGGAAGUCUCUGAAUUGAAAACAAAUGACUUCAUAGCGUUGCCAGAUGUUUUGACUCAAAGUACCAUGCCAGUUUCUACAUUGAAUAUUCCCCAGCAAAAGGACAUUGAUCAGUGGCCUCAUCUUAAACCUGUUAAUCUUCAUAACAUCAAUGCAGAUGUGGAACUACUGAUAGGAACUGAUGCUUCAAAUGUUUUAGAGCCCUGGGAGGUGAUAAACAGUGUGGAUGGUGGGCCUUAUGCUGUAAAAACUAAAGUUGGCUGGGUCAUAAAUGGUCCUCUACGCACUAGAAGCAACAACAGAAAUAAAAAUGUCUGCACUACUGUAACAGCCAACAGGAUCUCUGUUGAGCAUCUUAAAGAAAUGCUGGUUAAACAGUACAAUCAUGAUUUUAACGAAAGAUCCUCAGAGGAGAAAACUGAAAUGUCCAGAGAGGAUCUGCAUUUCAUGAACAUUGUUAAUAACUCAACAAAACUUAUUGAAAGUCAUUAUCAUAUUGACUUACCUUUCAGGAGUGAAAGUCCCAGCUUGCCAAAUAACAUCUGUGUUGCAGAGCAGCGCCUCCAGAGUCUCAGGAGGAGAUUUGAAAAGGAUGCUCAGUACAAAGAGGAAUAUACUGCCUGUGUAAACAACAUGCUGCAACAAGGACAUGCUGAAGCCGUACCAGCAGAUGAGCUACAGAAAGGUGAUGGACAACUGUGGUACAUUCCUCAUCAUGGAGUGCAUCAUCCCACAAAAGGCAAGUUAAGAGUUGUAUUUGAUUGUGGAUCAACUUAUAAAGGAGCAUCACUGAACUGUCAGCUUCUACAAGGACCUGACCUCACAAACUCUCUGGUUGGAGUUCUCAUCAGAUUUAGAAAAGAACCUGUUGCACUAAUGGCCGACAUUGAUGCUAUGUUUCACCAAGUUUAUGUCUCUGAAAAACAUGUCAACUUUCUCCGUUUCCUGUGGUGGCAUCAUGGUGACGCUUCAAAACCUGCACAGGAGUUCAGGAUGUUGGUUCAUUUAUUUGGAGCAGUGUCUUCACCCAGCUGUGCAAAUUAUGCUCUGCAAAGAACUGCUGAUGAUAACGCACAACAGUUUCCAGCUGAAGUGAUUGAUACAAUCAAAAAUAACUUUUAUGUGGAUGACUGUUUAAAAUCUGUUCCCACAGAAGAAGAUGCAGUGCAGAUGGUGAAGAGGCUGACAGAGCUCUGCUCUAAAGGAGGAUUCAUGCUUUCAAAAUGGGUCAGCAACAGUCGCACGGUGCUCAUGUCAAUCCCAGAGGAAAGGAGAGCAAAAGAAAUUAAGAAUUUGGAUUUGGACAAAGAUCAACUUCCAGUUGAGAGAGUACUGGGUUUACAGUGGAGCAUUGAAACAGAUGAGUUCAAGUUCAGAAUGUCUGCACAGGACCGCCCACACACCAGAAGGGGCAUUUUGUCUGUGGUCAGCUCAUUGUAUGAUCCUUUGGGAAUCCUGGCUCCCUUCAGUAUGCCAGCUAAACUGUUGCUACAAGAACUUUGUCGACAAAAUUUGAAGUGGGACGAAGUUAUUCCCCACUCCAUUUCUAGGAAGUGGCUUGAUUGGCUGAAGGAUCUCCAGCUGAUAUCCAGUUUUAAAGUGGACCGUUGCAUCAAACCAAGCUGCAUCAGAAAACCAGACAAAGCACAACUUCAUCAUUUCUCUGACGCAAGUCAAGAUGGCUAUGGAACAGUGUCAUAUUUAAAACUGGAAAAGAAUAACAUCUCACAUGUUACUUUCAUUUUAGGAAAAGCAAGAGUUGCUCCUAUGAAGCAAACCACAAUCCCCAGGUUGGAAUUGACAGCUGCUGUUCUGGCUGUCCGAGUGAAUAAAUUGCUGCAAAAAGAGCUGCAAAUACAGUUAGAAAAACCUGUUUUCUGGACUGAUAGUACAACUGUACUAAAGUACAUCUCCAGUGAAACCAGAAGAUUUCACACCUUUGUUGCAAACAGGAUCUCUGUCAUCCGAGAGGCAACAGAUGUGAAUCAGUGGAGAUAUGUUUCCUCCAAGGAGAAUCCUGCAGAUGAUGCAUCCAGAGGCAUGAAAGCUGAGGAGUUCCUCAAAUGCAAGAGAUGGAUAAAUGGGCCUGAAUUUCUCCACAGAUCAGAAGAGGAAUGGCCUAAACUGGAGGUGGAUCACCAUGUAAUUCCUGCAGAUGACCCAGAAGUCAAAAGGGACCUAACAGUGAGUGUUAUUGUGAAUGAAUCACAAAAUGCUACAAACUAUCUGAUUCAUUAUUUUUCAGCUUGGACAAAGCUUAAAACCUCUGUUGCUUGGUUUUUAAAGUUGAAAAACAUCCUGAUGUUGCUGCAACAGAAAAGGAAAGAGUUUGCUGCUGCAAACCUGAAUAAAAAUGAUCCAGAAAACCAAAAGAAGGAACUGGAAAAGCAGAUGGAAAGGUUCAAGACCACUCUAAAGAAAGAAAAUCUGACUCCUGAAGACUUGGCCAAGGCAGAACUAUCUAUUAUUCAGUUUGCACAACAACAGAAAUUUACAACUGAAAUAGCUUUAAUCACUAGUGGCCUUAAAACAGUAUCCAAGAGAAGUUCUCUCUACAAACUUGACCCAGUAUUGGAUGCUGGGGUCCUCAGAGUGGGUGGCAGGUUGAAUAAAACAGCCAUGCCUGUAGAAGCAAAGCAUCCUGUAAUUUUGACAAAGGAUAUGUAUAUGUCUACCCUCAUUUUACACCAUAUUCAUCAACAGUUGGGACAUGCAGGAAGAGCUCAUAUGCUGUCAAGGUUAAGACAAAAAUACUGGAUAAUAAAUGCUAAUUCAGCUGCCAGAAAAAUAAUUUCUCAUUGUGUUGUUUGCAGACGUAACAGAGGAAAGUUUAUUGAACAAAAGAUGGCAGAUCUGCCAGAAGAAAGAGUUCUGCCAGCCACUGCUCCCUUCACAAAUGUUGGAGUGGAUUAUUUUGGUCCUAUAAGUGUUAAAAGAGGACGAAGUCUCCUGAAAAGUUCGCAGGUUCAUCUGUAGAAGAGGCCCAGUUUCCACCAUCAGAUCUGAUAAUGCCACAAAUUUUGUUGGUGCAAAUCGAGAGCUGAAAGAGAGUUUGGCUGAACUGAACCAUGCUAAAAUUCAAAAUGCUUUUGUGCAUGAUGGAAUCAAAUGGAACUUUAACAUCCCAGCAGCCUCUCACCAAGGUGGAGUUUGGGAGCGUCUGCUUCGUUCCAUAAGAAGCAUUUUAGUCUCAGUUCUUAAAGAACAAGUUUUGGAUGAUGAAGGACUUCAAACAAUCUUUUGUGAAGUUGAAGCCAUAUUAAACAACAGACCUAUUACCAAAGUUUCAGAUGACUCAAAUGAUCUUGAGUCACUCACACCCAACCAUUUGUUGUUGCUGAAAAACAAACCAGUUUUGCCACCAGGACUGUUCAACCAAAAGGAUCUGUAUGUCAGGAAAAGGUGGAAACAGGUACAAUACAUGGCAGAGCUGUUCUGGAAAAGAUGGCUUUCUGAGUAUUUACCUUUGAUGCAGGAAAGACAAAAAUGGACAAGAACUAAAAGAUGUCUCACUCCUGGAGAUGUUGUCUUAAUUGCAGACUCUACAGCCCCAAGAGGAUCGUGGAUGAUGGCCAAAGUCUUGAGUGUAAACCAGGACGCAAAAGGCUUGGUGCGUUCUGUGCGAUUACAAACCAAGACCAGUGUUUUGGAAAGACCUGUGACCAAACUUCUUUUGCUGCUGGAAGCAUCACCCUGAGGAAUUAAGGAGAUGUUUGAGGGAAUAGCUCCUUUUUUCCUUUUAAGUAAUUGUGACAGUAUUCCCAAUUAGGGGCCGGAGUGUUGGAGCUAUUUAUUCUUUAUUUCUUUAUGCAUCUGAAUUUUGUUAGUUUAUUUUUUACAUUUCUAGUUUUUUGUAUUAUU